Protobothrops mucrosquamatus (brown spotted pit viper) is the source of this 1497-nucleotide messenger RNA. Its product is annotated as cytochrome P450 3A9-like. The coding region runs from base 1 to 1497 and encodes 498 amino acids. NCBI's taxonomy places the organism in Eukaryota, Metazoa, Chordata, Lepidosauria, Squamata, Viperidae. Gene Ontology annotation, biological process: steroid metabolic process; oxidative demethylation. The transcript is spliced from 13 exons. The record is from RefSeq and is a predicted model, not a curated record. Gene Ontology annotation, molecular function: iron ion binding; heme binding; oxidoreductase activity, acting on paired donors, with incorporation or reduction of molecular oxygen.
AUGGAUCACCUUCCAUAUUUCUCACUAGAGACUUGGGCACUUCUGAUUUUAUUCCUUGGCCUUCUGAUGUUAUACGGGGUCUGGCCUUAUGGAGUCUUCAAGAAGUUGGGCAUCCCGGGCCCGAUGCCUCUCCCAUUCAUCGGUACGGCCUUCGGGUUUCGUUAUGGAAGAUCCAAUUUUGAUAUGGCCUGUUAUAAAAAAUAUGGUAAAAUCUGGGGGACUUACAAUGGACGACGGCCCAUUCUGGCUGUAACUGACCCUGAGAUAAUUAAAAUUAUACUGAUAAAAGAGAGUUAUUCCACCUUCCUGAAUCGUGGGACUUUUGCUCCCCGUGGCCAGUUGAAGACAGCCAUUGUGAUAGCAGAAGAUGAGCAGUGGAAGAGGAUUCGGACAGUCCUUUCGCCCACUUUCACCAGUGGAAAGCUAAAAGAGAUGUUUCCCAUCAUUCAGAACUAUGUGAAACAUUUAUUAGCGCUUUUGCAGAAGAAAGCAGAUCGAGAAGAACUGGUGGACGUUAAAAAAAUCUUUGGUGCCUACAGUAUGGAUGUGGUCACAAGCACCUCUUUUGGUGUCGACACGGAUGCCAUGAACAACCCCAAAGACCCCUUUGUCCAACAGGCACAAAAACUGAUGACGAUUGACUUCCUUUCUCCACUGUUUAUUUUAUUAUAUGUUGCCCCAUGGAUAACCCCUCUUCUUGAAAAGAUGAAUGUAAAUAUCUUUUCCAAUGAGUCCGUGGAAUUCUUUGCAAGGUCCGUAACAAAACUGAAAGAGAAGAGGGCCCAAGAGGGUCCAAAGGGAAGAGUGGAUUUCUUGCAACUGAUGAUAGAAUCUCAAAACUCACUGACAAGCCAUGAGAUGAAUGGUUUGACUGACAGUGAGAUUCUGGCUCAAGCAAUUAUCUUCAUCUUUGCUGGUUAUGAGUCCGUUAGCAGCGCCCUCAGUUAUUUGACGUAUGAAUUGGCCAUCCAUCCUGACAUACAGCAAAAACUUCAGGAGGAGAUUGACGUAGUUUUGCCUAACAAGGCUCCAAUCACCUAUGAAGCUCUCAUGCAAAUGGAGUAUCUGGAUAUGGUCCUCAGUGAAACUCUACGAAAGCAUCCAGGCACCGGGCGACUUCAAAGAGUGUGCAAGAAAACCAUCAAAUUAAACGGAAUCACCAUCCCCAAAGGGAUGUUCAUUAUGAUUCCUCCCACCAUCUUGCAUUAUGAUCCAGAAUACUGGCCUGAACCGGAUCAAUUUAGACCUGAAAGAUUCAGCAAAGAGGUCAAGGAGAAGAUCAACCCCUACACUUACUUGCCUUUUGGAGCCGGUCCCCGGAAUUGUAUCGGGAUGAGAUUCGCUCUCCUUACCAUGAAGGCCGCCGUAGCCAGGUUGAUGCAGCAUUUCACCUUCCAGCCCUGUAAAGAAACUCAGAUCCCACUGGUGUUAGCCACAAAAGGGAUCUUCCGAAGACCUACAAAACCCAUCACCUUGAAGAUCAUUCACAGGACCUAA